CUCGCUCUGCUGGUGCCAGUCUGGUCCGCGGCCACGAUGGACGCGCUGCCGAGCCUCCUGCUGGUCCUGGUGUUCGGGGCGAGCCUGCACCCCAACACCGCUCUCCAGUGCCACUGCGACCGCUGCAGUGCCAACUCAAGCUGCACCACAGAUGGCGUCUGCUACGUUGCCAUCCGGAAGUCGGGUAGCGAGCUGUUCAGGGAGCCACGCCAGUGCGUGGCCGAAAACGAGCUGAUCCCCCGAGACCGGCCCUUCAUCUGCGCCCCUUCCAACAAACAGGAGAGCGGCAUUCUGCCAAUGUGCUGCCAAUCGGAUUUCUGCAACAAAGACCCUCCAGAUCCGCGUUUCCCUGAGCCGUCGGUACCCAGUCCUACCCUGGGACCCGUGGCCCUGGCAGCGGUGAUUGCCUGCCCGGUGUGCGUCUUCUGCCUGCUGCUGGUCUUGGCCUUCUACAUCUGCCACAGCCACAGGGGCCUGGGGGCCGGGGUUGCUGGGGCCCACCACCGCGUGCCCAACGAGGAGGACCCCUCCAUGGACCACCCCUUCAUCACGGUUGGAACCACGCUGAAGGACCUGAUCUACGACCUGACCACCUCAGGCUCCGGGUCAGGUCUGCCGCUGCUGGUGCAGAGGACCAUCGCCAGGACCAUCAUCCUGCAGGAGAGCAUCGGGAAGGGCCGCUUCGGGGAGGUGUGGCGGGGGAAGUGGCGCGGUGAGGAGGUGGCCGUGAAGAUCUUCUCCUCUCGGGAGGAGCGCUCCUGGUUCCGCGAGGCCGAGAUCUACCAGACGGUGAUGCUGAGGCACGAGAAUAUCCUGGGCUUCAUCGCUGCUGAUAACAAAGAUAACGGGACGUGGACGCAGCUGUGGCUGGUGUCGGACUACCACGAGCACGGCUCUCUGUUCGACUACCUGAACCGCUACACCGUCACCGUGGAGGGCAUGAUCAAGCUGUCGCUGUCCACGGCCAGCGGACUGGCCCACCUCCACAUGGAGAUCGUAGGCACUCAAGGAAAGCCGGCCAUCGCACACCGAGACCUGAAGUCCAAGAACAUCCUGGUGAAGAAGAACGGGACGUGCUGCAUCGCCGACCUGGGCCUGGCCGUCCGCCACGACUCCGCCACCGACACCAUCGACAUCGCUCCCAACCACAGGGUGGGAACCAAAAGGUAUAUGGCUCCGGAGGUCCUGGACGACUCCAUCAACAUGAAACACUUUGAGUCCUUCAAGCGAGCCGACAUCUACGCCAUGGGCUUGGUCUUCUGGGAGAUCGCCAGCCGCUGCUCUGUGGGAGGCAUCCAUGAGGAUUACCAGCUGCCCUACUACGACCUGGUGCAGUCAGACCCAUCGGUGGAGGAGAUGAGGAAGGUGGUUUGUGAGCAGAAGCUUCGGCCCAAUAUUCCAAACCGCUGGCAGAGCUGCGAGGCUCUGCGGGUGAUGGCCAAGAUCAUGAGGGAGUGUUGGUACGCCAACGGUGCCGCCCGGCUCACCGCCCUCCGGAUCAAGAAGACCUUGUCUCAGCUCAGCCAACAGGAGGGAAUCAAGAUGUAGACCCGACUA
Molecule: messenger RNA, 1557 nt
Organism: Cololabis saira (Pacific saury)
Lineage: Eukaryota; Metazoa; Chordata; Actinopteri; Beloniformes; Belonidae
Gene: tgfbr1b
Product: transforming growth factor, beta receptor 1 b
Exons: 9
Coding region: 37-1548 (503 amino acids)
Biological process (GO): transforming growth factor beta receptor signaling pathway; cellular response to growth factor stimulus; nervous system development
Cellular component (GO): plasma membrane; activin receptor complex
Molecular function (GO): SMAD binding; activin binding; ATP binding
Source: RefSeq, a predicted model, not a curated record